Messenger RNA from Setaria italica (foxtail millet), 7183 nucleotides. RefSeq names its product formin-like protein 12. Lineage: Eukaryota; Viridiplantae; Streptophyta; Magnoliopsida; Poales; Poaceae. The coding region runs from base 82 to 6744 and encodes 2220 amino acids. The record is from RefSeq and is a predicted model, not a curated record. The transcript is spliced from 19 exons.
CGGAGCAGGUGGGCCCGGGGGCAGGCCGCCGGAGACGGCGGCGGCGGCGGCGACGGAGACGGCGGCCGGAAGAAGAAGGGGAUGGCGCUCUUCCGGAGGCUCUUCUACCGGAAGCCGCCGGAUCGGCUCCUCGAGAUCGCAGACCGCGUCUACGUAUUCGAUUGUUGCUUCUCAACAGAGACCAUGGACCAAUACAAAUACAAGAAUUACCUGGACAGCAUUAUUUUGCAGCUUCGUGAACAGUUUGCAGAUUCUUCAUUGAUGGUACUCAACUUCAGAGAUGAAGGAAGGAGUCUGGUUUCAGGUAUUUUCUCCAUGUACGGUAUUACAGUCAAAGACUAUCCUUGCCAGUACCAAGGAUGCCCGUUACUUCCUUUGGACAUCAUUCUCCACUUCCUAAGACUGAGUGAGAGGUGGCUUAUGGUUGAAGGGCAGCAAAACAUUCUGUUAAUGCACUGUGAGAAAGGUGCAUGGCCGGUGUUGGCCUUUAUGCUUGCAGGUCUUCUUCUGUAUAGGAAACAAUAUAAUGGGGAGCAAAGAACUCUAGAUAUGGUGUACAAGCAAGCACCUAAGGAGCUUCUUCAGAUGUUAACCACAUUGAAUCCACAACCAUCUCAUCUUCGGUAUCUUGGGUACAUUUGCAGAAUGGAGGAUGAGUUGGGUUGGCCCACGCAGCCUAUUCCUUUCACCCUGGAUUGUGUAAUCCUUAGAAAAGUUCCAAAUUUUGAUGGAGUUGGUGGUUGUCGGCCAAUAGUUCGAGUAUAUGGUAAGGAUAUUCUAACAACUGACAGAAGUCACAGUGGCGUUUCAUCAACAUCGAAGGCCAAGAAACAUGUUAGGCGUUACAGACAGGCAGACAAUGUGCCAGUGAAGUUAAAUGUUGGGUCCUACGUCCAAGGUGAUGUCGUCCUUGAAUGUCUGCACGUGGAUGAUGGCCCAGAAGAUGAAAAGUUAAUGUUCAGGGUGAUGUUCAACACCUUUUUUAUCCAGUCUCACAUUUUAUUGUUGAGCUUUGAAGACAUCGAUAUUUCUUGGGAUGCUGAUCACAAGUUCACAAAGAACUUCAAAGCAGAGGUACUCUUUUCAGAGUUUGAUGCUGAGUCUGAUGCGUCCACUGAAGUGACACCUGAUGAUGAUGAUAUGGAUGUUGCCUCUGCUGAUGAGUUCUUUGAAGCGGAAGAAAUCUUCAGUAAUGCUGACUCCCAAGAAGGACUUAAGGAUGCCGAUACUCUUUCUAUAGCCUCUACAGACUUUGGUCCAACCCCAAGAGCCGAACCUCAGAAGAACUCACCAUUUUCCAAUUGUGAGCUAGAUAUUGGCAUCGAUCAAUCAGGAAAUAACAAAGUCAAUGAAUUGGGUUUGUUGUUAGAAACAAUAAGUGAUGAAAAGACAUGCACAUCCACUGAAGCCAAUAAGAUGCAUAGCAACAAAACUGGAGUAGUGAAGUCAAGUUUGGCAGCUACAAUAGAUGGAGACAGAAAUGGUGGCAUUUCCUGUUCUUCUUCCAACAAAGAACAUGGCUGCAUGUUGGAGAAUUGCAGUUCCAAGCAUGACACAAGUAUGGGUUCCAGUCAAGACUCGAAUCAGAUUGAUAAUGUCUUGGUAAAGGAGGUGAUUAUAUCAGAAACUAAUAGCCCUAUGGACAUACAGAUGAUCAAAGAGGUUAUCAUAUCUGAACUUACAACUCCCAAAUUGGUGUUAGAGGGGAAGUCAAUGGACAUUGAAUUAGGUGAGACAGUCCACAAUUCAGAAAGUACUACAUUGGAAGAAGCUGAGGAUAAUGAACGACUUGAUACUUUUCUCAAGCAGGAUGUGGGAGACAGUGGGGGAGAUGAAUAUGCUGCUUAUGAAAAUGACCUAGUGAUUGGACACGAAGAAGGCAGCAACAAACAACAACUUAGUAUCAGAGAUGCAAAUGCAGAAGUGAUUGGGCCCACAGAUGAAAAUAACAGGGUGGACCUUCAAUUAUCAGGAAAUUCACAUCCGCAGAGCUCAAGCACUUCUUCAGAAUCAAGUUCUGCUGAGAAACAUAUCGAGCAGCUUCAUGCUUGCAGCAGUAAUGGCACUGCAGAACAAAAGGAGGGAAUUGAUACAUCAUUUACUAGUUCCCAAAGCCAGUCUUCGAAUACUUCUUCUGUGAACAUUCUACCAGAAGGAUCUAGCCAGUCUUCGAAUACUUCUUCUGUGAACAUUCUACCAGAAGGAUCUAUCAUUUCCCUAAACCAUGUUCCAACUUCUAUUAAUGCAAAUACAGAUACAACCGAUUCAUCUCGACUUGUGCUAAAGAAAAAACCUUUUCAUCCUUUGUCUACAUCUAGGCUUUUUGCUCCAUCAUCUCCCAGGCGCAGUCUGCUUCGUGCAGCAUCCACAGAUUUGUCCUUUUUAUCUCCACUACAAACAGAGUCUAAGCAGAACUCUGUUGCUUCUACAAGUGGAAGGGAUGAUUCUGCUUCAACUUCUGUGCCUCCACCAUCUUCACUCUAUACACCCUUGGGAUCAUCAUCCCAAAUAUCUUUAGUACAUCCUCCUCUCCGACCAAUAAAAACUGUUUCGUCUUUACCUUCAUCAUCAUUUGAAGCAUACAUAGAGAUGUCAAUGUCAUCUUCAAUAUCGCCCAAACACCAAGAGCAUGUUAAACCUCAUCCUCCCCCAAUACAAGCACCUUGGCAUCUUCACCCAACAUUGACACAGGAAAAGGAUGUACAUUCAGGUAGUCUAUUGCCUUCUUCCAACAAAUAUGCCCGUCACCCCCCACGCCCGCCUCCUCUACCACCUCGACAUAAUUCUUGUAGCCAAAGUGAUUCAAGCACCCUAAUAUCUGCACAUGAACAAACAAGAGCUGAUAGGUAUUGCUCCUCUAGUCCUGAUUGUAGACAAACUGUUCUUGACUUAGGUGAUUCCUCAGUAACCUCUCCCUCAAAAAGUAGUAUAGAUACAACAGAAUGUCUCCUAGGAUCCUCUAAUUUUGUAGAUGAGGAAGUAGCAAGUAGACACGAUACACUAACUGCCAUUGAUGUCCCAAGUACUAGUGAAGAUACCAAAUCUUUGUUGCAUACUGUGACUUGUUCUUCACCUCCCAAAACAUUACAACAUAGUGCACCGCCGCCACCCCCACCUCUGCCUCCACUACCACCACCAUUGCAAUUACCGCCACCAGCAAUAUGCAGUGAUAGCGGAUCACUACUGCCAGUAUUCUCAAUUCCACCUUCAGAUUGUCCAUAUAAAGAAUCAGCAAUGCUACCAGAACAACAAUCUCCUGCUCCACCUUCUUGUCUUGAAGGACAUGAAGCAAGCGAAGUUCAAUUAUUGCAAUCUCGUAUUACGGCUGAAUUAUCUUCAUCAGAACAUUCUAAGUAUACGGUUCAGCAUUUGUCUAGAAGUACUGAAGAUACAACUUCAGCUCUCUCACCCUUUAUACCCGCAGCACCUCCAUAUUCAACAUUUCAUAUUGUAACAGAUGAUUCUUCGAGCUCAACAUUUGCAGAGGAAGUAACCUGUACAAAGUCUUUAGAUCAAACAACACAAUCCAUUCAUUUGGAGCCCUGCAAGAUGGAGAUAUCACUGAGUGAAACAAUCAAUGAAGUCCUGGCCUCUAUAGGUGAUGAUAAAGAACAUGAAGGCAUACCAAUUCCUCCAUCACCACAAAAAUUGUCGUGGCCUAGAGAACAUGUGAAACCUCCAUCUCCUCCACCACCGCCGCCGCCACCACCUUGUCAUGCAACACUUGUACCAUCUCCAUGUUUAUCUUUAACUCCACCUUCUCCAAGAGAACAUUAUGAAAAUCCACCUUCCCCACCACCUCCACCUUUUUCUAGAGAACCACCUUUUGUAGCUCCCCCUCCCCCUCCACUCCCUAGUCGUCCAUCUCCAUGUAGAAAACAUAUUACUCCACCUUUGACUCCACAAUCAUGUACAAGGCAUGUUAUACCUCCACCUCCACCUCCACCACCACCACCACCUUUACCUUUACGUCAUACUGCACCUCCAUCCCCGUGCUCAUACCAACCUCAUUUCCAGAAAGAUGUGGCAAUCCCACCUUUUCCCCUCAUAGAGGAUGAUGUGAUAGUUUCAUCUCCACCUUCAACAAGGGUUGAUAAAAUUCCACUGCCACCACCACUUCCAAGAGGGAGUGAAAUUUUGUUGCCACCUCCUAUUGAGGGUAUACAAUCACCACGGAAAACUCCUCUUGUUGAAGUUAUUAAACAAAUUCCACCUCCACCUCCUCUCCCUAAAGGACAAAGAGGAUCUCCAUUGUCUACUCUUUGUGGAGAAAUUAUGAACAUCCCACCACCUCCACCUCCCGGAGGACAUGGGGAAGCUUCACUAGCAAUUCAUUCCAAAGAAUUAGGGGGCAUUCCACCUCCACGACCACUUACUGAAGGGAUAGGAGGAAUCCUAUUGCCCAUCGGACUUCAAAGUGGAGCUUUGUCAUCGCUUCAACCUACCGAAAGAUUGGAAGGUCCUUCACGAUCCCCGCCUCCACCACCGCCACCAUCUUCCAAUGGAUAUAUAGGGGAUUCACCACCGCCACCACCUUCAAGAACAUGUGGAGAGGCUUUGCUGCCACUGCCACCUCAGACAAAAUGUGGAGGGGCUCCACAACCACCACCACCUCCUAAAGGAUAUGCAGGGGCUCCACCACCGCCACCUCUUGAAGGAUAUGCAAGGGAUCCACCACCGCCUUCCGGAGGAUAUGUAGGUGCUCCACCGCCGCCGCCGCCACCACCACCACCACCACCACCACCUUCCAGAGCAUAUAUAGGCGCUUUACCACCACCACCAUCACCUCCCAAAGCAUAUGUAGGGGCUCCACCACCACCACCUCCUCCUCCUCCUGGAGGAUAUGCAGGAGCUUCUCCUCCUCCUCCACCUCCUAGUGGAUAUUCAGGUGCUCCUCCACCGGCACCACCGCCUCCCGAUGGGUAUGUAGGAGCUCCAUCGCCACCGCCACCUCCUAGAGGAGAUGCAGGGGCGCCACCGCCGCCGCCGCCACCUCCCGGAGGAUAUCCAGGGGCUCCGCCACCGCCGCCACCUCCCGAAGGAUAUGUAGGGGCUCCGCCACCGCCGCCACCUCCCGGAGGAUAUGUAGGGGCUCCGUCACCACCGCCACCUCCUGGAGGAUAUGUAGGGGCUCCACCGCCACCACCCCUACCUGGAGGAAUUGGAGGAGUUCCUCCUCCACCACCACCCAUUGGAGGAAUAGGCGGAACUCCACUGUCUCCACCACCUGCUGGAUUUCGAGGUGGAGCGCCCCCUCCUCCUCCUCCUCCUGGAGGACACGGAGGCCCGCCGCCACCGCCUCCUAGAGGACAUGGAGGAGUAGGUGGGCCCCCUCCUCCUCCUGGUGCACCUGCCCCUCCAAUGCCACCUGGAGUGCCUGGUGGCCCCCCUCCACCUCCAGGUGGAAGAGGUAUGCCUGCUCCACCUGGUGGAAGAGGACAUGGCCUUGCUCGGUCAUUAGGCCCAACCUUACAAAGCGCAGUACGAAAGUCAUCUCUAAAACCACUACACUGGGUCAAAGUAACUAGGGCAAUGCAAGGAAGUUUGUGGGCAGAGCUACAAAAGCAAGUGGAUGCUAAUAGCCGUGCUGAAUUUGAUGUAAAUGAAUUGGAGUCUCUGUUUACCAUUGCUCCAAAGACAAAAGCUGGCUCAAAAUCAGAAGGACGUGGAAAAUCUCUUGGAUCUAAACCGGAUAAAGUUCAACUGAUCGAUCUAAGACGGGCCAAUAACACAGAGAUCAUGUUGACAAAAAUCAAAAUGCCACUCUCUGAGAUGAUGAGUGCUGCUCUAGCUUUGGAUGAUUCUGUUUUGGACGCUGAUCAAAUUGAAAAUCUCAUAAAAUUUUGCCCAACAAAAGAGGAGAUGGAGCUUCUAAAGAACUACAGCGGGGACAAGGAAGUUCUUGGAAAGUGUGAGCACUUCUUUCUAGAGUUAAUGAAGGUGCCAAGGGUUGAAUCUAAGCUUAGGAUAUUCGCUUUCAAGAUUCAGUUUCAGUCACAGAUUAGGGAUGUUAGGAAGAAUUUGCAGACUGUGUCAUCCGCUUGUGAGGAGCUCAGAAGCUCUGAGAAGUUGAAGGUUAUCAUGAAGAAUAUUCUGUUAAUUGGGAAUACAUUAAAUCAAGGCACUCCGAGAGGCCAGGCUGUUGGUUUUCGCUUGGAUAGCCUCCUAAAACUUAUAGAGACCCGUGCCACUAACAGUAGAAUGACAUUAAUGCACUUUCUAUGUAAGUCCCUUGCAGAGAAGUCACCAGAAGUAAUGGAUUUUCAUGAAGAUCUUGUCAGCUUGGAAGCUGCUUCAAAGUUGCAACUGAAAGCAUUGGCGGAAGAGCAGCAGGCAGUCGUAAAAGGCCUGGAGAAAGUUGAACUGGAACUAACUGCUUCGGAAAGUGAUGGGCCGGUUUCUGAUGUUUUCCGUAAGACUUUAAAGGAGUUCAUUGAUCAUUCUAGUGCUGAUGUACGCUCUCUAUCAGCUUUCUAUUCUGAAGUAGGUAAAAGCGCAGAUGCACUUGCCCUUUAUUUUGGAGAAGACCCUGCAAAAUUCCCUUUUGAGCAAGUUGCUACAACUCUUCUGACCUUCGUGGGGUUGUUUCGGAAAGCUACUGAUGAAAACCUUAAGCAGAUUGAGGCUGAGAAGAAGAAAGCCCAGAAAGAGGCCGAAAAAGAAGCAAACCAGGACAAAACUCCUGUAAAAUCAAAAAAUGGGAAUGGGGACAAAUCACCAAGAUCACCAUCAUCCUUCAAGUGAUAUGCGACAAAAGUUUUAUGCUCAGCUUUUCUUCCUUGGGAAAUGCCACCUCCUCUGGCCCGCACAGGUUUUCGCACAAGCAUCAGUGGUUACCGAAACACAUGAAUUCCUUGUGGACAACUUACGCUUACAAGACAAGAUACUUUUCGGCUGAACAUCCAUACCUGAUAGCUCACGACACUGUACAAAGCUAACCCCACACCAAAUUAGGUUCUCCUGUACAGAUUUCAUACUAGAAUUUUCUUUUCCUUCUAUUUAUACUAGCAGCAGGAGUAGGUCAGUGCUUGUAAACUAGGAAAUAGGAGCGUAAAUAGUUAUCAGGUCAGAAGCAAUAGAAAAGGAUUAGUGUUACCACAGGCAGAAUCCUAACCAGCUAACGAUGAGUGUAUAGCCAUGUUCUUGACUUCUUGACAGAUUAUAGAGCAAAGUGUUUUGUGAU